GAGCUGGACUGAGCGGCAACAGUAGCGACAGCAACCGGAGGCGCCGCCGCCGCCGCCACCUGCACCUGGCGCCCGGCCCACGUCCAGCGCCCGCCCGGCCGCUGCUUCCCGCCGCCCUGCUGUGCCCACCCGCCAGGCCAUUAAGAUUGGCUCCUUGGUUUCAAUGGAGAUGAUGGGAUUCCAUAGUAGCAGAAGACAAGUGGCAGCAUUUAACCACCAAGGACAAAGUAUUACCAUUUAAUGAAACCUUCUUGCCAGCAAAUCUAUGAUAAAAAAUAUAAGUAACAGAGGAAACUAUAACUGUUAUUUGUCAAGUGGGAAGCUUUUAAUGUCAGAAUGGCUCACCUAAAACGACUAGUAAAAUUACAUCUUAAAAGACAUUAUCAUAAAAAGUUCUGGAAACUUGGGGCAGUAAUUUUUUUCUUUAUAAUAUUUUUGAUUUUAAUGCAAAGAGAAGUAAGUGUUCAAUAUUCCAAAGAGGAAUCACGGAUGGAAAGAAACAUAAAAAACAAAAACAAGAUGUUUGAUUUAAUGAUAGAAGCUGUAAACAAUAUUAAAGAUGCAAUGCCAAAAAUGCAAAUAGGAGCACCGGUCAGGCAAAACAUUGAUGCUGGUGAGAGACCCUGUUUGCAAGGAUAUUAUACAGCAGCAGAAUUGAAACCUGUUCUUGACCGCCCACCUCAGGAUUCUAAUGCACCUGGUGCUUCUGGUAAAGCAUUCAAGACAACCAAUUUAAGUAUUGAAGAGCAGAAGGAAAAAGAACGUGGAGAAGCAAAACACUGUUUUAAUGCUUUUGCAAGUGACAGGAUUUCUCUACACCGAGAUCUUGGACCAGACACUCGACCUCCUGAAUGUAUUGAACAAAAAUUUAAGCGCUGUCCUCCCCUGCCUACCACCAGUGUCAUAAUAGUUUUUCAUAAUGAAGCCUGGUCCACGCUGCUUAGAACUGUCCACAGUGUGCUUUAUUCUUCCCCUGCCAUACUGCUGAAGGAAAUCAUUUUGGUGGAUGAUGCUAGUGUAGAUGAGUACUUACAUGAUAAACUAGAGGAAUAUAUAAAACAAUUUUCUAUAGUAAAAAUAGUUAGACAAAGAGAGAGAAAAGGUCUGAUCACUGCCAGGUUGCUAGGAGCAACAGUUGCAACAGCUGAAACCCUCACAUUUUUAGAUGCUCACUGUGAGUGUUUCUAUGGUUGGUUAGAACCUUUGUUGGCCAGGAUAGCUGAGAAUUACACUGCCGUGGUGAGUCCGGAUAUUGCAUCCAUAGAUCUGAACACAUUUGAAUUCAACAAACCCUCUCCUUAUGGAAGCAAUCACAACCGUGGAAACUUUGACUGGAGCCUUUCCUUUGGCUGGGAAUCGCUUCCUGAUCACGAGAGGCAAAGAAGGAAAGAUGAAACCUACCCAAUUAAAACACCCACUUUUGCAGGAGGCCUUUUUUCCAUAUCAAAAGAAUAUUUUGAAUAUAUUGGAACUUAUGAUGAAGAAAUGGAAAUCUGGGGAGGUGAAAAUAUAGAAAUGUCUUUCAGAGUAUGGCAAUGUGGUGGGCAGUUGGAGAUUAUGCCUUGCUCUGUUGUUGGACAUGUCUUUCGCAGCAAAAGCCCUCAUACCUUUCCAAAAGGCACUCAGGUGAUUGCUCGCAACCAAGUUCGCCUUGCAGAAGUCUGGAUGGAUGAAUACAAGGAAAUAUUUUAUAGGAGAAACACAGAUGCAGCAAAAAUUGUUAAACAAAAAUCAUUUGGUGAUCUUUCAAAAAGAUUUGAAAUAAAGCACCGCCUUCAAUGUAAAAAUUUUACGUGGUAUCUGAACACUAUUUAUCCAGAAGCAUAUGUGCCAGACCUUAAUCCUGUUAUAUCUGGAUAUAUUAAAAGCAUUGGUCAGCCUUUGUGUCUGGAUGUUGGAGAAAAUAAUCAAGGAGGCAAACCAUUAAUUUUGUAUACAUGCCAUGGACUUGGGGGAAACCAGUAUUUUGAAUACUCGGCUCAACGUGAAAUUCGCCAUAACAUCCAGAAGGAAUUAUGUCUUCAUGCUGCUCAAGGUCUUGUUCAGCUGAGGGCAUGUGCCUACAAAGGUCACAAGACAGUGGCCAGUGGAGAACAGAUAUGGGAGAUCCAAAAGGAUCAACUUCUAUAUAAUCCAUUCUUAAAAAUGUGCCUUUCAGCAAAUGGAGAGCAUCCAAGCUUAGUGUCAUGCAAUCCGUCAGAUCCACUGCAAAAAUGGAUUUUUAGCCAAAAUGAUUAAGUGUUCCUUAAAAUUAAGGAGUUGAAAAAGAAGAUAUUCUUUCUCAUAAAACUGUGACUAAGCAUACACUGUAGUUGUUGAAAAUUAUGCAAAAGCAGCUAAUUAUAACUUAUUCCAAGUGCAUUUUUCUUAUUUAUAUCUUAAAAUGUCUAUGUAGCACUGCUACAGAAAUCUUUUAAGUUUCCAUUUCAAAGCACAAUAGCUAAGAAUACCAAAGACUAUUUUGAAAUGUCCAGAUUUAGGGAAAGAGAUGUUUACAGUAUGAUGAAAAUAAUUUUCCAAGUAAAGUGAUAUUUGUGUAUUUUGUGCACUUAAAGAUAUGCAUAGCUACAUUCACACACUCACAAUUUAAAAUAUUUCUUCUAGUUUUUUGGGGGGAGGGAGAAAGAUUUGAUACUGUAUUUUUUUAACUACAUAGAAAUGGAUCAAUGAAGGUCAAGCAUUGGCCUUUGUGUACAAACCAGGAAAUUUUUAUAGAUCUAAAAUUUAUUAUAUAAAAAUGCAGGUAAACUUUUUUGCCUUUUGUUUACUUAUCUGUCAAAUGUUUCCUUCAACAUGAAAUUAAGUGAAUAAGGAGAAUAUUUUUGAUGCUGCAGUAUCUUGGCAAAUUUUAAAAUAUUUUUUAGUCUGAAGACCUCUUGACUUGAAGCACUUAAAUAUUGCUUAAAAGACAUUUCUUAAAUAACUAUACUGUGUUUUCCCAGAGCAAUUAAAAAAAAAAACUAUGCUACUAUCUGUUGAAAAGGUGUCUUUUUCCUUUCUGCUAGUCUUUUUUUCUUACCAAAAGUCACUAACCUUGAAUGUUUGUGAAAUUGAAUUCCAAAUGUAGAAUACCUGACUCAUUUAAAAGCUAAAUUUUAUUUGGUGCUGAUUCAAUUAUAGAUGAUCUUUGUAAAGAUUUUUCUUCAUCAAAAAAACCUCUGUCUAUAUGGAAAACACAAUAAAAUGAAUCCUUAUCACUGUUGUAA
Messenger RNA from Felis catus (domestic cat), 3206 nucleotides. RefSeq names its product polypeptide N-acetylgalactosaminyltransferase 3 (gene GALNT3). The coding region runs from base 337 to 2238 and encodes 633 amino acids. Gene Ontology annotation, cellular component: Golgi apparatus. The record is from RefSeq and is a predicted model, not a curated record. The transcript is spliced from 12 exons. Lineage: Eukaryota; Metazoa; Chordata; Mammalia; Carnivora; Felidae.